AUGUCGGACAAUCGCGGAAACCGAGGCCGCGGCAAUUACCGCGGCGGCGGCGGCGGCGAUCGUGGAGGUGAUAGGGGCGGGAGAGGAGGCGGCGGCAGAGGCCGUGGCGAUGUCCCCUAUCAGGGCAGCUUUCCCCUUUCGCAUCGAGGUGGUCGUCCUGACUACCAAGGAGGCGGUCGAGGCGGUCGAGGCGGAUCCCACCAAGGUGAUCAAGGUGGUUUCUACCAAGGCGGCGGCCGAGGUCGAGGUGGACCUUACCAAGGUGAUGGCGGAGGUCGCGGCCGAGGAGGAGGCCGAGGUCGAGGCGAUGGCGGCUUCAGAGGUGGAAGAGCGCCCCCCAAGUUUUUCAGUGCACCGAACCAGAGUCCGGUGCCGGAUCCAAAGAUUGAGCAGCUCGAGAACGCCAUCGUCAAGGUCCAGUCUGAAGAGCUGGCCCAGCGCGUGAAAAAGCUCGUCAAGGGCCCCAAGGCUGCGGCUUCGGUCAGAACCGAGUUUGGCGAGCAUCUCCCUGCCCGCCCUGCCUUUGGCGACCUGGGUCGUGCCACUGUCGUCUACGCCAACAGCUUCGAUGUGGCUGUCAAGUCCAUCACCGUGCAAAGGUACGGCCUCAACAUCAGCAAGGUCGCCGCCGCCGCCGCCGAGAACCAGAAGAGCAAACAAGGGGCCGCCAACCCGGCGUCCGAGAUUCGCGGCAGGAAGCUGCAGCUCGUCAUCCAGGCUCUCCUCAAAGUCAUCGCCGACAUGCCCGAGCCGGCCCUUCAUGAGGCCAAAGCCAAGCUCGAGCAGGCUAAGCAGGACCAGACGGAGGCGCAGAAGACGCGCGAUAAGGACGCUAUCGCCGCGGCCAAGGACAUAGUCAAGAAGGCCACGGACGUCCACAAGGCGGCUGCGGCGGCUGCGGCGAACAAUAAAAUCGUCGUCAGCGAGUUCAAGAGCGCCGUCGUUUCCCAGGAGCCGCUGCUCUUGACCCAGAAUCCUGUUCGCGUGGUUCUGUCUGAAGAAGCUCUUGAGGAUGGAGCCCCUCCUCGCCAGGAGCUGUUUGACGUUGAGCUCACGAAGCCGGUUACCUUGAACUUGCUGGACGUCAACAAACACGUUGAUACCAUGGUAGUCGACAGGGACGACUCGGUAUUCCCUCGCCAUCCGGAAGUGAUGGAUGUCAUCAACAUGAUCCUUGGGUUCUACGCGCGAUCUAACAUGGACCGUGUUAGUGCUGUUGGAUCCUCUAGGUUCUACCCGCUCGAUGAUGCUCACAUGUCAUUACUCAUGAGGGACGGUCGGCCCCUGAUUGCAUCCAGAGGCUUCUUCCAAUCUGCUCGUCUCGCAACGGGCAGGCUUCUCCUCAACACACAUGUUACUCAUGGUGUGUUCAAAUUCGCUUCAAAAGGCGUGGAAUUUUGCAAGAAACUGGGCCUUCGGCCCCUUUUGGCGAGCGAAGUAGGCCAAAAUCGCAACAUCAGACAUCAGGACCUCAAGGCCAUUUCGAAGUGCCUCAGCAAGGUUCGGGCGUCCGUUACUUUCAGAGUUAUGACCGAAAAUGCGGGUAAACGUGUGGUCAAGCGUGAGGUCCAGCGUGUCAAGAUUCUCGAGGGCCUAGUUCUAGGGUCCGAGAUGACCAAGAAGCGCAGCAACAAGGGACCCAAUGCAGUUCGGUUCAAGCCCGGCGUGGAGAUCUGUGGCCCGGAGCACGUUUCGUUUUGGAAUGAAAAGGAGAAAAAGUAUGUGACCGUCCAGGAGCAUUUCAAGACGACUUACGGAAUUGAGCUGGGUAAGUACCCGCUCUUCAACUUCAGCCACGGCGAUAAGAGCUCCUACUUCCCUGCCGAAAUGGUUGAAAUCCUGCCGGGCCAGCAGGCCAAGCUCAAGUUGAGAGCAAAUGAGACGACUGAUAUGCUCAACUUUGCCUGCCAGCCGCCACACAUCAAUGCCCAAACCCUGGUCGACGAGACUCGUCCAUGCUUGGGCCAUGAUGGGCCUCUCCUAAAGCAGCUUGGCAUGUCUGUUUCACCAAAGCUUCUUGCUGUGCAGGCUAGAAUCUUGAGCCAGGUGCAGGUACAGUACGGCAAGGGGUUGAAGCCUAGGAUCAACUCUGGAAGCUGGAACAUGAAAGACACUGCCGUCACCCGAUCCGGCAAGAUGAUUCAAACUUGGGCGUACCUCGAUCUCGUGCGGUACGACACGGAGCAGAGUGUCGAUCAUGGAAAAGUUGGAGACUUGCUUAAUGCAUGGCGCGGAAUGGGCAUCGACAUCAAGGGCGGUCCUCCGGCAGUGCAAGGCAAGCUUGACCAGUUUGUUGCCCCGGACAGGUUGGAAGAUUUCUUUAAAAAAUGCAAGGCAGAGCACGUGCAGCUCAUCCUCAUCAUCCUUCCCCAGAAGGACUCUGGCGCGUUGUAUAACCGCAUCAAGACCCUCGGCGAUUGCAUCUACGGCAUCCACACCAGCUGCAUGGUUCGUAAGCAGGUCGAAGGAGGGUCGUUGGGAACAUACGCAAACCUCGGCCUCAAGGUCAACCUCAAGUUUGGCGGCGUCAACCAGAAGCUGAGCAAUGACAUUGACAUUUUGCGCGACGGAAGUACCAUGUUCGUUGGCUACGACGUCACACAUCCCACCAACAUGGAGGUCCCCAAGAACGCCGCCAACCCUCCUAGUCUGGUCGGCCUGGUCUCGAGCAUCGACAGUGAGCUCGGCCAGUGGCCCUCGGUCACCUGGGAACAAAGCUCCAGGCAGGAAAUCCUUGGCUCCGUGCUGGAGAGCCACUUCGCCGGGCGCAUCAGCCUUUGGCAGAAGAAGAAUCCCAAGAAGCAGCUCCGCAACAUCGUCAUCUACCGCGACGGCGUCUCCGAGAGCCAGUUCUCCACGGUGCUCACCCACGAGCUGCCGAUGAUCCGGCAGGCGUGCGAGAAGAAGUUCCCCGGCAACCCGCCCUCGCUGACCAUCAUCGUGGCCGUAAAGCGGCACCAGACGCGCUUCUUCCCCGCCAACGACGACAACCUGAGCGCCUCGAGCAACGUGCGCAACGGCACCGUCGUCGACCGCGGCGUCACCCAGGUGCGCUACUGGGACUUUUACCUGACGGCACACCACGCGCUCAAGGGCACCGCCCGCCCCGCGCGCUACACGGUGCUGCUCGACGAGAUCUUCCGCCCGCGCUACGGCGUCCGCGCGGCCAACGAGCUGGAGAAGCUGACCCACGAGCUGUGUUACCUGUUUGGACGCGCCACCAUGGCGGUCAGCAUCUGCCCACCGGCGUACUACGCGGACCUGGUGUGCGAGCGCGCCAGGGCGCACCGCCCGGAGUACGCGGGCGUGGAUGACUCGGCGAGCGAGAAGUCGGGCUCGACGGGCCUCGGACCGGUGCAGUCGCGUGAGAUUCACGAGAACCUGCGCGACAGCAUGUUUUAUAUUUGA
Molecule: messenger RNA, 3408 nt
Organism: Cordyceps fumosorosea ARSEF 2679
Lineage: Eukaryota; Fungi; Ascomycota; Sordariomycetes; Hypocreales; Cordycipitaceae
Product: Stem cell self-renewal protein Piwi
Exons: 2
Coding region: 1-3408 (1135 amino acids)
Molecular function (GO): nucleic acid binding; protein binding
Source: RefSeq, a predicted model, not a curated record